This is a messenger RNA of Lentinula edodes (shiitake mushroom), 4381 nucleotides long. RefSeq lists its product as uncharacterized. The transcript is spliced from 4 exons. The coding region runs from base 111 to 4262 and encodes 1383 amino acids. The record is from RefSeq and is a predicted model, not a curated record. Gene Ontology annotation, molecular function: protein binding. NCBI's taxonomy places the organism in Eukaryota, Fungi, Basidiomycota, Agaricomycetes, Agaricales, Omphalotaceae.
GGUAACAGUGUAACACUACCGUCGUGACAGCCGAAUCUCGACGACGUGACACGCCUUUGCACAACUAUAACCGUCGAAAUGUUGGCCGCCUAAUAUCUUUUUCUUCCACCAUGAACCCACCCGACGUCGACGAUAACUCCAGCGAUAAUUAUGAAGUCCAGUAUCUCGAACAUCCCGCUGGAAUUGUAGAAGAGGUCCACGUCCAGAAUGUCACUGGCGAGUCGAAGAAAGACGAAAGCCCAACGACGACAGCGACGAGAACUGAGCGCUUGUCCGACGCUGCCAGCAUACAAAGCGCUUCACCACUAAGGCCCAACGAUGACGGGCUCCAGGACAACGUUUCAUCCUCCUUACUACCUCCUUCGCCCACAAGAAGUGCUCACACAGUUGCUCCCGAGGAUCGGAGUAUCAGUAGGAGGAGAUCUAUCACAGAUCCAAGAUCUUCUCGGAGAAUUUCUGGCUUCUUCAAUAAUUUAAUUCAUCGACGCGAUGUGCCUACUCGGGCUGCCAUCAGAGAAGAGCAACAGCCGGUCGCUUCCUCAUCUUCUCAUCCCGAGAAGUCAAUUAACGAUGACCCUACGAGAUCUUCAUCUCCUACGCCUAGUCUUAUCAUUCCUCCCCCUCGACUUCCUCCCCCCACUUUGCAAGAGCUUGGUCUUUCUUUCUCCGCCCUUACUGCCGACCUCUCACCUUCCCAUUUCAGCACGCCACCUUCCAGUGGCGCUUUUCUUUCUCCACAUUAUCUUUUGCUUUGUCAUGCUCAAGGAUUGGAUGUGUUACCGUUGGUUUCUCCGCCAGAACCUCAACCCUAUGCGCUCAUUCGUCGAGUUAGUUUCAAAAGCAUCGUCGUCAUGGAACAGCGAGGGGUACUCGUAGCUAUCGCCGGGCGCAGAGAUGGUGUACGAGUCUACGCGCUAGAAGAAAUACGAAAGGCUGUCGAGUGGCGAAUAGAUGUUGAAGUCCGACGUGAGAGAGACCGUAUGAGAAGAGAGAUGGCCAAAAAAGUCGUCUCUGGUGUUACCUUAGAUGUUCGUAACUCCUCAGAAAAACUCCGCAAAACGAGCUUGUCAACGCCACCUCCGGGGGAGCCAUCAAAGCGGCAUGUCGUCUCUCGCAAGGGUUCUCAUGGCCAAAUACAAGUUUCUUCUCAAAUACCUCCUGCUCCGCUAAUCCCCAGAACACCCACAAUCCGUAGACCUAAACAUCUUACGGUUCCUGUGCCUUCUGCCUCUACACCUCCUCUAGAUCCGGAACCGUCGGGUCGGCCGCCACCAUAUUCCGAAUAUGUAGGAUCUCAUAUCCAACCACAUAAUUCGAUGAUCUCUCUAGUGCCUACGCGAUCUAGGUCUAGAGGUGGUUCGGUAUCUGAUGUUCUUAGCGUUCCACCUCUGUCUCGCCUCACUACUGAGGCUACACGACCUCGAGAUGUUGAUGCAAAGGAUUGGGCUGAGUCUAGUGAUGAUGAAGCCAUAAACGUCGUAGCAGCUGGGCAUAGUGGUAGUCAGGCCCUUGAUGAAAGGACCAGUGCUACAGCUCCCAGACAUAACCCUAGUUUUAGUCAGUCGACUCUCAGUGCACACACUCCUUCUGGAUCUCAAUCCCUCCUUCACGCUCACUCUCCUUCCAUUGCUCGCCGUACUAGACCGGCAAAUUUAGACCUUUCUCUGGCUCGCUCUGGUAGCGGUAUACCUGCGCCAGAACCGUCCCCUGCCCCUACCCUCCUAACUCUUCGGCAAGCACUUGCACACCCUCCAGUCUCACGCGAUGACAGGACGCCUGAGCCGGAUACUCCUCGCGGAGACGUAGACGUGGAUGAUGAUGAAAAUGACGGAGGCAGCAAUUCAAUCAGUUUGUCUCAAGCAUUACUGGAGAGUCGGCUACCAGAAUUGCCUCCGCCAGGUACGAGAAGACCCCAACUGCCUAUUCUCAUCUCAUCUUCGCACCCUGUUGCAUCACCGGAUGAUGAGCCUACCAGUCCUCGUAACUCUGUUUCUCAAAACAGUGAUAUCUCGCGUACAGGAUCUUCAGAAACUCAAAACUCAUCACGGAACAGACGGAGAAGAUGGUCAUUGAUGCUUACUCAAUCCUUGUCGUCGCCAUCGAACGACGUGCCGCCUCAUUCAGCUGCUCCAGACAUUUCUUUGUCGCGGGAACAAACGCCCACAAGAUCCGGUCGAUCUGGCAGCUUCCACUCACAAAGCCGUAGCGGAACGCCUCGUAGACCUUCAUCGGCCAACACCGAUAUUACACCUACUACUGCCUUUUCUCUCGCGCCGCCACUUCCUAGUGGCGCUGCGGCGAUUGCCUCCACAUCUGCAGCAUCCGUGGCAUCUGCUUCAUCCUCCCGGUCGAGAUUUAUUCCCAGGAUUAUAAGUCAUGCGAUUCAAAGCAUGAAGUCGGAUAGCGAGCGGCCUUCAACCACUGGUGGCGUCGAUUCUGAUUCAAAACGAAAUAAUAACGCUCCUAUGCUCUCACAUGCACCCCCUCCUAAGUUGGAAUAUGUCAAGUUACCUGGCACCAAGGGAUCUUUAAUGAUUAAGGCCGUAGAGACAGCCAAGAAAAGUUUUUUGGCCAUCUUAUGCGGAGAGAAUGGGGAGAAAGUUGAGCUUUUUGCUGGCACUUACAGGACGGCAUUGGGACUAUCAAGGACCUUUAUUCUUCCGGAUUCACCUCGAUCACUUGAAUUACAGCUUCAAGGAGAUGAUCUAGUGGAAGUGUUCCUAGUAUUCUCUCAAAACGUAUUUGGAUUGGAGCCCGCCACUGUCCGCGUUCGUGAGGUUCGAAUCGGGCGCGCAGAACGCCGUGCUGCCCGUCGACGCGCUCGUGAGCUGCGUACCGAUACGAGUGCACCCACCAACGAUUCCGAGGCGGCUCUCAAUCCUGGUAAUGAGGAAGAGAACACGAAUGUGAAUGUCAGCAUUGGAGUAUCUGUCUCUGUUGGUUCAACUGUCGUUGCGAAUGGAACGGGCCCUCGAGGUGCCCAAAGCCCGCAGUAUGUCGCCAAUGAUCAUCCACUAGAUCAAAGCGCCCCUGCGACUCCUGGGCCUCCCGUUCCAGUCGAUCCAGUCCAAGAACCCAGUGCGGAAGGAACAGCUACUCCUGCUGAAGUUCUUUCUAGCAAUAUUGGCGCAGCUGAGGAAUUGAUCGCUCUUGCAACGGCGCGUAUGGGUCCCUAUACCACAUUCCAACAGCUGUCGUUUGCACCUCAAUUCCCACUAGCUUCCAUAGCAGACGAAUAUGUGAUUCCUCCAACAUAUCCCGAAUUCAUUGGAUAUCGUGAGGAACAUGAGCCUGCAGAACGAGGCGAUAGUGUAGAUCUAUCUCAAGUCAACUUCUCGCCGCCUGGGCUUCCGGUGCCAACGCCAAGUGCUCCGCCAAAGUGGUUCUACCGAGAUCCUAAAGGCAAUGUACACGGGCCAUGGAAACCGUCACUCAUGCAAGCCUGGUACAAAGAUGGAUUACUUCCCCCAGACCUCCCAGUUCGAAAGGAAGAAGACGCCGAGUACAUCCUUCUGAAAGAUCUCAGAUUACAAAGUGUGGAUCCUACCCAACCUUUCAAACCUCCUCCAUCACUGUCGUCGAAUGUCCAGCCCAACGUCUUCCAGCCUUUGGGCAAGCCACUGUUGAAGCCCAUAUCUUUAUUGGCUCAACCAAAGCAUUUUGGCCCUCCUGCAUUGUUCUACUCCUCUCGCGGUGGACACAGUACCGCUAUUGUCGAUGCUCGUGGACGUUCAGUACUCAAAGGACGAUUGCUGUGGAGUGAUGACGAUCGUCCCGAGGACGACACCAAAUCUGCAUUGCUCAUGGGUCGAAUGGGUGAUGUCAAACGUUUAGAAGCAGUAGAUAUCAAGGACCGCUCUGUACUCAUUGCUAUGCGUCAAGGUGGUGUUGAAGCCGUCGAUCUGAGCGAUGCUCUUCUCAAACCUGCUGACGAGUCCCGGACAACCCUCCCUCAGUUUAAUCCUAUGCCCUCGCAUAUGAACCGUCGGGCACCCUUUGUUUGGAGAAUUGGGACUCCCGUAGCAUCGUCAACCAAUUCGGCUACAGUUCUUUCACGGCCCAAAGGCAACCAUUUACCCAAACCUAAACUCGGAGCCGGCCUUGCCAAGUCACCUGGAAACCGAACAGAAUUUAAUAUUGGGGAUGCGGACCCGGAAUUCCUUGACGAAGUGCUCUUUCUUGGACGGAAGAAUGAUGAAAUCUAUAUUUGUGAGCGAAAUUCAGGAUCUUUUAGGAUACUUCGCCUGUGCCCAUCGUCGUGACGUCUUUCAAUUACCAUCAUUCAAGGGUUUUCGUUCAUGUCGUGAUUGUUCUGGUACACAUGUAUAGCGCACAUUUAUGAUAUAUAUAAAUUAAUAGUCUCACAAUGCAAAUUGUAAUA